UGAUCUAAAAAAAAUACCGGAGUACCCGAAGCCACCUCUUAGAUUGUGGGCUUUGCUAUGUUGUGGGCUUUGCUAUGGUGAUGUCAGAGCAUGGGGGGAGGGGUGAACAAUGACCCAUGAGCGAAAGGUAAGGCAAUAUUACGUAGGCCUGUUCUCGCUGACAAAGGCAAAUGAAGCCAUGUUUUUUUGCUUAUGGAUUUUGGAGUAGGCUAUUCUAGAUUUAAAGUUGGAGUAAUGCCGCUUUUGUAAACUGAAGACUGGUGGAAGAGCACUGAGCUCCGGAUUAUGUUUGAUGUCUCUAACGGUCAAUGAAAGAGUUGCGGGGAUAUUGUGGAGGUAGUAUUCAACGCUGAGAAGAAGUUGUUGAAAUAGGAUUCAGGAGGCCCGCCUUACCUACUUGAAAACAACGAAGCAACCAGAGCCAUUCAAUAAUGAACAUGAGUUCAGAGGGCAGCUGCUGAACCAGAGGUGGACGCGAGGAGACAGAAUAAGCAGAUUCUGUGAGACCAAGAGGAGCCUUCGAAUCAAAAUGAGUCAGGACACAGCAGAAACGAGAACCCGGACCCGCUCAAAAGGCAUCAGAGUACCCGUUGAACUCGUGGGAGCAGAGUUAAGUAGCUGCCCCACUCCCGGGUGCGAUGGUUCAGGCCAUGUCAUUGGGAGAUAUUCACGACACAGAAGCAUUCUUGGAUGCCCAAUAGUGAAGAAGAGGAAACUUGUGGAGGCAGAAGAGAAUCAACCCGCCCCCAAGAAAAAGACCCUGCCCCUGAAGUUGGCCAUGGACGAGGGCUUCAACAUAGCAGACAGUGACGCCGCCAGUGAGGCAGAGCAUAAGGAGGGGGAGGAGUCAGAGGAGGAGGAGCAGAAAGAGAAGGAAAAUAGCAAAAUGCCAAACCCAGCCAUGUCCAUGAAAGCCGAUUGCUCACAGGUGAUACCCGAAGACACCGAAAAAGAGACAUCUGUCGAGUCCGACACCAUAGCUGCACCUGAAGCAGGGACUUCGCACAAGGACACAGCCACCACAACCCAACAGCAAGCUUCCACAGAGGAAGAAGCAGAGGCAGAGGCAGACAGACACAAAGAGGAGAUGCAAGUAGUGGCAGAGAUACAGGCCGCUGAGGAGGAGGAGGAGGAAGAUGAGGAUACAGUUGAUGCACACAGAACAAUAGAGCAUCCCAAAGGCGACAAUGAAACAGGGAGAGCAGAGAGUGAGGAGAAGCAAAAGGAGGAGGUAGGAGAGGAGGAGGAGGAGGAGGGAGGAGGGGAGGAAGAGAAAGAGGAGGAGAGGCAAUUUGUGAGUCAGGAGAUCUCAGAUCACCAGUAUUCCAGUGGCGACUAUAGCAGGCAUCCGGCAAAAGAGGAGGGAGAUGAGGAAGAAGAGAAGAAGGGAGAGGAAAAGGAGGAGGAGGAGGAAGAGAAGGAGGAGGUGGAAGAGGAGGAAGAGGAGGUAGAGGAAGAAAAGGAGGAAGAGGAGGAUGAGGUGGUCUACAUGGAGCCUGCCAUCCCUCUUGCCCCUAGUACUCCUGCUCAGGAAUGUGAGGAUACAGAAGUGGCAGCGGGGGAGGUAAAGAUUGGUUCCCCGUUGACUGAAGAGGAGGAAGAGGAGGAGGAAGAAGAGGAGGAGGAAGAAGAGGAGGAAACAGAAGCAGGGGAGGUGGAAGAAGAGGACCACGACUCUCACAAAGCCCCACCUACCACAGUGGUCAUUGAGAUACGAUCUGAGGAAGAGGAGGAGGAAGAGGAGGAAGAAGAUGACUGUCUCUCACAGGGUUCGGGUGUGACAGAUGACUCAGAGACCUGGGAUAUGACCCGGGGGAAUUUGGGACUGCUGGAGCAAGCCAUCGCCCUGAAGGCCGAGCAGGUGAGAGGGCCGCAUGUCGACCAACAGUCUCCAGAGCACCAGCACUACCACAGCCCCGAUGACAGGGCCAGCAAAGCCAUGGACCAAGCCAUGCGACACAGAGGACACCACAGCAAAGAAAAGAAGGAGGUGAAAUGCCCUACCCCUGGGUGUGAUGGGACGGGCCAUGUGACUGGGCUGUACCCCCACCACCGCAGUCUCUCUGGGUGCCCUCACAAAGAUAGGAUCCCACCUGAGAUACUGGCCAUGCAUGAGAACGUGCUGAAGUGUCCAACUCCAGGAUGCAUAGGCCAGGGUCACGUAAACAGCAAUCGCAACACACACCGCAGUCUUUCCGGUUGUCCCAUAGCAGCUGCAGAGAAACUCUCCAAGGGGGGCCAUGUCACCCCCAGUCACCCCCAGCCUUCAGUCAGCGAGCCCCCAACUGGGAGCCCCCAUUCAGACAGAGUUCUCAGACCUAUGUGUUUUGUGAAGCAGCUGGAGAUCCCUCAGUACGGCUACAGACCCAACAUGGUGCCUGCCACACCCCGUGCCAACCUGGCCAAAGAGCUGGAGAAAUAUUCCAAGGUCUCCUUCGACUAUGCAAGCUUCGACGUCCAGGUGUUUGGGAAGCCUUUGCUGGUUCCAAAGAUACCCGCCACCAGUCAAACCUCACCCAAAGCCUUCAAAUCUAAACCAUUCCCUAAGGCCACGUCCCCGGGCCAUAGCUUCUCGGGAGGAUAUGCAAAGAGCAGCUCCUCCUCGUCCUCCAGUGGCUACGAUUACACCCAUGAUGCCGAGGCUGCUCACAUGGCUGCCACUGCCAUUCUGAACCUGUCCACACGCUGCUGGGAGAGUCCAGAGAACCUUCGCACCAAACAGCAGGACCCAGCUGGCAAGGACAUAGAUAUUGAAGUGGAUGAGAAUGGGACGCUGGACCUGAGCAUGAAGAAGCCCAUCAAGAUGGAAGGGAUGCAAUCACCAGACCCCUGCUCUUCCUCCUCCUCGCAGCACCCGGGAGACGUUCCCUCGCCCCAGGGCCACCUACAGGAGGAAUUGGAGGGGCCUCUGGACUUCACUAAGCCAAACUGUCCCAAAGAGAAGGAGGAACAGGAUGAGAUGGACUAUGUGGCCCACUCCUACACCUCCUCUGACGCAGAAGAUGAUGACAUCACCCAGGAGAGCAUGGAGGACAAGAAGUACCCAGGCGAGGUCACCACGUCCAGCUUCAAGGUCCAGUUCUCACCCAAAGACUGCAAAAAAGAGGUUCUACUAUGUCCCACCCCAGGUUGUGAUGGCAGUGGGCACAUCACUGGUAACUACGCUUCACAUCGGAGUCUGUCAGGCUGUCCUCUUGCUGAUAAGUCUCUUCGGACCCUCAUGGCUGCCCACUCUGCUGAACUGAAGUGUCCGACCCCUGAAUGCGAUGGAUCAGGUCACAUCACUGGAAACUACGCCUCCCAUAGAAGUUUGUCUGGAUGCCCCCGUGCUAAGAAAGGUGCCGUCAAGACAACACCCACCAAGGAUGACAAGGAAGACCCUGAGCUUUUAAGUAGAUGCCCGGUGCCCGGCUGUGACAGCCUGGGCCACAUCAGUGGGAAGUAUGCCACCCACCGUAGUGCCUAUGGGUGCCCGCUGGCAGCACGGCGUCAGAAGGAGGGGCUCCUCAACGGUUCUCCUUUCUCCUGGAAGGCCUUCAAGACGGAGGGCCCCAUCUGUCCCACCCCCGGCUGUGAUGGAUCAGGACACGCCAACGGCAGCUUCCUCACACACCGCAGUCUCUCUGGUUGUCCCAGAGCCUCCGCCAAUAAGAAGAGAACCAGGUUCCCUGGAGACGAGUACAUUACAGCAAAUUUCAAGGCCAGCGAUGUUCUGGAUAAUGAUGAAGAUAUCAAGCAGCUGAACAAAGAGAUCGGGGAACUGAGUGAGUCCAACUCAGAGAUGGAGGAUGAUAUGAUGAACCUGCACACACAGAUCUCAUCCAUGGAGAAGAACCUGAAGAGUAUGGAGGAGGAAAACAAGCAGAUUGAGGAGAGGAACGAUGCCCUGUACAUUGAGCUGUCUGGCCUGAGCCAAGCUCUGAUCCGCAGCCUGUCCAACAUCCGGCUGCCACACAUGGAACCUAUGUCGGACCAGAACUUCGAUAAUUACGUGGACACCUUGACCCAUAUGUUCUCCAAUAAAGAUUGCUACCAAAACCCGGAGAACCGCGCUCUGUUGGAGUCCAUCAACCAAGCAGUAAAAGGCAUCGAAGUGUAGUCUCUAAAAGUGUGUUGAGACAUAAUGGAACAUACGAAAGGGAGGUAGAAGAGGGUAGAGGAGGCAAGGUGACAUGGUGUCUGGGUAUACAAAACCCAACAACCAUAAAUAAUCAUCCCUUGCUUUUGGAAUAUAUACUUGUUUUUUCUCUUAUUUGUUUUUGAGAAAAUAUGUUGUCCAUUUCAUGUUGCUCCCCUCCCUGUUUGCAUGAAGGUUAACAGGAUCAAUGGACACACAAGUGUUUUUUGUGCGCAUUGAAGUAAACUGUGUUGGUGUGGGUGUUUGGGAAACUUACGAGGGGUAUAAUAAAAAAAGACAUCCACUUUAAUUGUACAGAACAGACUAAGAAUGCAGUAUACUGGCUCUAAUACACCAUCAUAACAUACGCUCCAAAAUAGUGUACUUGUGUUCCAACCCUAUUGAGUAAUGUUGAUAGUAUUUAUGGGCAUAGAUAUUGCACUUCCAGGAAUAGUUUGUGGUUUCAUUAUUAUUGUUGUGUAUGAAUUUGAGUCUGUUUAAUAUAUUAUUUAUUCAUGUUGUGUUAAUUUUGCUUAUUUAUUCAGCAUUUAUUUAUUGACUUAUUUAUUUUUACAAAAAAAAAAGACACUGAAGACAUUUUUAAACAGCAACUGAGAGGACUUGUUUAUCCUCUGCAUUGUUGAAAAAGAGGAAAUAUUUUAAAAUAUCAACUAUAAAUUGUUUUAUAUAUCUUAUUUAUUUGAAAUACUGGGAUCUUUUUUAAGUGCAAAUAUUUUGUAACCGACAAGUUUUGAUAAUUUUUUAAAGAGUUAGAUUUUUGUUUAUAUCAUUUCUUUUAUUUCCAUAAAGUAUUUUGAGACACCUUUGCAAUGAACUAGGAAAAAUAUGAUGAACGUAUUUAAUAUUUAUUUGAUAAUGAAGAACAAAGUGAAUGGAGAUGUUGAUGUAUAUUUAUUUUGUAUUGUCUAUGUCACGUGUUAGUGAUGAUGGCUGUGUAUGGAUUAGUCUUUGCCCAUAUGUUGAUUUUGAAAUAAAGGAAAACCUGUGCUAACAUAA
Molecule: messenger RNA, 5134 nt
Organism: Oncorhynchus keta (chum salmon)
Lineage: Eukaryota; Metazoa; Chordata; Actinopteri; Salmoniformes; Salmonidae
Product: myelin transcription factor 1-like
Exons: 23
Coding region: 530-4099 (1189 amino acids)
Biological process (GO): regulation of transcription by RNA polymerase II
Cellular component (GO): nucleus
Molecular function (GO): zinc ion binding; DNA-binding transcription factor activity, RNA polymerase II-specific; RNA polymerase II cis-regulatory region sequence-specific DNA binding
Source: RefSeq, a predicted model, not a curated record